Dunckerocampus dactyliophorus (ringed pipefish) is the source of this 1045-nucleotide messenger RNA. RefSeq lists its product as uncharacterized. Bases 116 to 604 code for a protein of 162 amino acids. The record is from RefSeq and is a predicted model, not a curated record. The transcript has 2 exons. NCBI's taxonomy places the organism in Eukaryota, Metazoa, Chordata, Actinopteri, Syngnathiformes, Syngnathidae.
CCUCUCUGUCUCUGGGAAAGCAGCAGUUUUAGGGGGGGAAGCCAAGAAACGAGUCUGACCUCAGUUACAAGAAAUUGCAGUUUCCAAAGAGUGAAGUGUGGCUGUCCACAACAACAUGAACAACAGUGAUCCGGGAACCAACUUGAUCUAUUCCGCCACCACAGAACACACAGUGUUCAAUCAAUCAAACGCCACAAUCUCCCCCACCAUCUCACUCCCAUCGCCCCAUUCUUCAGACAGCCAUGACCCAGAAUUCACGAUUAUGGUGGUGCUGGGUUUAUCGCUGCUGCUGGCAGGGUUGGCAGUCUUCCUGGCAGUGUGUCGACCCUCUGAACAGCAAGAGGAGAGUGAGGCGGGCUGUAGCCCAGGAGAGAAACUGAAUCACAGAAGAAGCCAGACUAGUGAACCACAGCUUAAGGUGUGGAGGAGGCUGGGCUCCUAUAGACGCUCGUACAAUCUCUCCUUCAGAAGACCCCCCUAUCGGAGGCCGCAUGGGAGCACACGUGCCUCACGGUCUCCUGGCACACGGACAGCUCAACCGGGGGUCAGCAAGGAGCCCCAGCUUACCACGCCUUGUCUGUAUGACUAUGUCACUGAGAUCUAGCUAAGGACUGAGUGUUGUUUUGGUGUUUCAGCAUCAUUUACACACUGGAUGAGUUUUGCCUUACAAAUAUUUGCUCAUGUUCCUCCUUUUUCAUCUCUAACAGUUGGAAGUGCUUUUCUAAGCAUUUUUUUUGCACAUAGUUUCACACAAUGUAAGAAUUGCAACAAACAAUCUGUUCAUUGAGUUUUCUCAAGAAGCAAGCAUCAUUAAAAGAAGAAUCAGUUCAGCAACUCAAAUGUGACUCAAAAUUUAACAUUGGCUGUAAAACGUACAAAGCAACAAAUUUAUUAGCGAUCCCUCACAGACUUAUUCACCCUCUGGUCAACCACAUAUAUUGGUACUAAUACAAGUACAGAAGGAUGGAUCUGAAUACUGAAAGGAUACAUGCAACUAAAGCCCUAUGACUUACUAUUUUGUGUGAUUGUUGUUACAUUGAAAAAU